This is a messenger RNA of Enhydra lutris kenyoni (northern sea otter), 2724 nucleotides long. It is a transcript of the gene PRKG1, whose product is annotated as protein kinase, cGMP-dependent, type I. Lineage: Eukaryota; Metazoa; Chordata; Mammalia; Carnivora; Mustelidae. The transcript has 18 exons. The record is from RefSeq and is a predicted model, not a curated record. The coding region runs from base 1 to 2061 and encodes 686 amino acids. Gene Ontology annotation, biological process: protein phosphorylation. Gene Ontology annotation, molecular function: ATP binding; cGMP-dependent protein kinase activity.
AUGGGCACCCUGCGGGAUUUACAGUACGCGCUCCAGGAGAAGAUCGAGGAGCUGAGGCAGCGGGAUGCCCUCAUCGACGAGCUGGAGCUGGAGUUGGAUCAGAAGGACGAACUGAUCCAGAAGCUGCAGAACGAGCUGGACAAGUACCGCUCGGUGAUCCGGCCGGCCACCCAGCAGGCGCAGAAGCAGAGCGCCGGCACCUUGCAGGGCGAGCCGCGCACCAAGCGGCAGGCGAUCUCCGCCGAGCCCACCGCCUUCGACCUCCAGGAUCUCAGCCAUGUGACCCUGCCCUUCUACCCCAAGAGCCCACAGUCCAAGGAUCUCAUAAAGGAAGCUAUCCUUGACAAUGACUUUAUGAAGAACCUGGAGCUGUCGCAGAUCCAAGAGAUUGUGGAUUGUAUGUACCCAGUGGAGUACGGCAAAGACAGUUGCAUCAUCAAAGAAGGAGAUGUGGGGUCGCUGGUGUAUGUCAUGGAAGAUGGUAAGGUUGAGGUUACAAAAGAAGGUGUGAAGCUCUGCACCAUGGGUCCAGGGAAAGUGUUCGGCGAGCUGGCGAUUCUUUACAACUGUACCCGGACGGCGACCGUCAAAACUCUUGUAAAUGUGAAACUCUGGGCCAUUGAUCGACAAUGUUUUCAAACGAUCAUGAUGAGGACAGGACUCAUCAAGCAUACCGAGUAUAUGGAAUUUUUAAAAAGUGUCCCAACAUUCCAGAGCCUUCCUGAAGAAAUCCUCAGUAAGCUUGCCGAUGUCCUUGAAGAGACCCACUAUGAGAACGGGGAGUAUAUCAUCAGACAAGGUGCGAGAGGGGACACCUUCUUUAUCAUCAGCAAAGGAACGGUAAACGUCACUCGGGAAGACUCCCCCAGUGAAGACCCCGUCUUUCUUCGAACUUUAGGGAAAGGAGACUGGUUUGGAGAGAAAGCCUUGCAGGGGGAGGAUGUGAGGACAGCAAACGUAAUCGCCGCAGAGGCUGUGACCUGCCUUGUCAUCGACAGAGACUCUUUCAAGCAUUUGAUUGGAGGACUGGAUGAUGUCUCCAAUAAAGCAUAUGAAGAUGCAGAAGCCAAAGCAAAAUACGAAGCCGAAGCUGCUUUCUUCGCCAACCUGAAGCUGUCUGACUUCAACAUCAUCGACACCCUCGGAGUCGGAGGCUUCGGACGAGUGGAGCUGGUCCAGUUGAAAAGUGAAGAAUCCAAAACCUUCGCCAUGAAGAUUCUCAAGAAACGCCACAUCGUGGAUACGAGACAGCAGGAGCACAUCCGCUCGGAGAAGCAGAUCAUGCAGGGGGCGCAUUCCGACUUCAUAGUGAGAUUGUACAGAACGUUUAAGGACAGCAAAUAUUUGUACAUGUUGAUGGAAGUGUGCCUGGGAGGAGAGCUCUGGACCAUUCUCAGGGAUAGAGGUUCAUUUGAAGAUUCUACGACAAGAUUUUACACAGCAUGCGUGGUGGAAGCGUUCGCCUAUCUGCAUUCCAAAGGAAUCAUUUACAGGGACCUCAAGCCAGAAAAUCUCAUCCUGGAUCACAGAGGCUACACCAAGCUGGUUGAUUUUGGCUUUGCAAAGAAAAUAGGAUUUGGAAAGAAAACAUGGACUUUUUGUGGGACUCCGGAGUACGUAGCCCCAGAGAUCAUCCUGAACAAAGGCCAUGACAUUUCCGCCGACUACUGGUCACUGGGAAUCCUGAUGUAUGAACUUCUGACUGGCAGCCCACCUUUCUCAGGCCCAGAUCCUAUGAAAACAUAUAACAUCAUACUGAGGGGGAUUGACAUGAUAGAAUUUCCAAAGAAGAUUGCCAAAAAUGCUGCUAAUUUAAUUAAAAAACUAUGCAGGGAUAACCCAUCAGAAAGAUUAGGGAAUUUGAAAAACGGCGUGAAAGACAUUCAGAAGCACAAAUGGUUUGAGGGCUUUAACUGGGAAGGCUUAAGAAAAGGGACCUUGACACCACCCAUAAUACCAAGUGUGGCAUCACCCACAGACACAAGCAAUUUCGACAGUUUCCCUGAGGACAAUGACGAGCCGCCCCCUGAUGACAACUCGGGAUGGGACAUAGACUUCUAAUGUAUUUCUCUUACCUGCUUCUGCCUUGCUGAAGUCAGCUUUUCCUGAGACACAGCUGCCAGCAAACCUGAGGGACGGAGAGAAGAUUAGUGCUCGGGGUCACCAUGAUGCCUUUGAUCGAUGCUGCUCCGGUAACUACAGUGGCAUUAGGACUUAUUGCUUAGAUGACAGUAGUGCUCUUUACAUGUUUUCUGUUGGAUCCUCAAAAUAGCAGUUGACAUGGUGGUCCUGAAGCAAAGCCUUUCACCCCAGUAUUGAGAUGUCUUCUAGUGUUGCGAUGACCUUGCUUUGCUCUGACUAUACUUUGAAAGACUGUCAGAAACAUGUCAAUCUAGUCAAAGAGUCUGGAUCUUGCUAGAAUUAUCAGGAAGAUCAGAAAAUAUUAUAGUGGGUACAAUAGAUGACCGUGGUACAAAAUCAGGGCUCUUCCUUUCCUUCCGGGGAGGUCGGAGGAUACAUUCAUGCAAGCCGGUGUCUACACCGCACGGAAGAGGGCCACACGUCUGUUGGUCAAGAGGGCAUGUCAAACCAGUGCUAGAAGUUUCCUAAUUUCCCAACCGUGCUGAUGACGAGACUGAAUGUUACCUUUCCUUUCCGACAGAUUUUAAAAAUUGAUACGAUCAAAAGCACAACUGCUAUAGAUUCUGCUGAGGACUCUCAUAG